AUUCAUUAUUAGUUGAAGACAGUGGCUACCUACAAAUUCUUAAGGCAGGCUGUGGUGUGAUGGCUGACAGAGGAUUCAAAGAUAUUGCCAAAUUAUUACAUGAACGCAAUUGCCACUUAAUUAGACCUCCUAGUGUCUCCAGUGCAGAGAAGCCUACAAAAUUAGAAGUACUUGAAACUAAGCGUAUAGCUGGUUUACGAAUACAUAUAGAACGAGUUAUUCGUCGAGUUCGAGAGUUUCAAUAUUUAAAACCUUACUCGGUAGUAGAUCACAAUUUAGUGCCUCAUAUAGAUAGUGUUAUUGUUAUUACUUGUGCUCUAAUUAAUUUACAAACCUCGAUUAUAAAAUGAUAUUUAAAGAAUGAAUAAGUUCAACAGGCUUUAAUAUCACAUUACAUCGAUUCUUUGCAAAUAACUAUAAAAUUAAAUCGAGAUUUAAAUAUAGAAAGAUUUUAAGAGUAGAAAGAAUAAUUUUCUUGUUUUGCGAAUGUACAACACAAUCACUGUUAAUCACAAAACGCCUGAUAAGCUUUUAAGAAUAAUUGUAAUAAUAAUUCUCAAAUCAAAACUUAAUACAAGGCAGGUAUAUACCUGUCGUAUGACUUGACAUAGACCAUCCGCCAUUUAUAUGAGAUGAUGUUUUACAAAUCGUUUUGAAAUUUGAAUUUUAUAUAGGUAUUUAUUAUUAAAUAUUUAGAAAAUUCUUAUGAAAUAGGUAAUGUAAACUCUUUUAGGUGUUUAUGUACAUGUUAUACUAUGUAUUAAAAUA
Molecule: messenger RNA, 768 nt
Organism: Anoplophora glabripennis (Asian longhorned beetle)
Lineage: Eukaryota; Metazoa; Arthropoda; Insecta; Coleoptera; Cerambycidae
Gene: Camp
Source: RefSeq, a predicted model, not a curated record